AUGCUUUGUUUGAGGCAGGUUUGCUUGUUUACGCUGAGACAUUACCAAGCUCGGACUCUGAGUAGUGACCUGCUUUUGAGCCAGAUAAAUAGCUGCACCCAUGAAGAUGAAGUGUUCAGCCUCAUUGGAAGGAACAAGGCCAGGCUUUCUGAAAAACAUGUGGGAAUUGCACUGAACAUGCUGUGGCAACUGCAAAAGAAGAGGCCGCUUCUCUUAAGGACUAAUGAAUAUAUAAGAAAUCACUCCCAGUUUCUUGCUCUUUGCAUUUUGGCAGAAAACAAGGUGGAACACAUGGAAGAUGAGGCCAUAGUGGACACCCUGUAUAGUAUUUUGAGGCUCAAUGUUGAAGACCACGAUUCUCUAGCAGAAGUGCUUGUUACAGAAGCAUGGAAAAGAUUAGAAAGGCUUAGUCUGCCAGCUCUGUCUAAAUUCGCACUGUGUUUACACAAGCAACGCAGAUAUUUCAGUCCUGCAAUUGGCAAAGUAGCUCAUAUUGUGGACAUGAAACUGGACUCUAUACAGGAUAUAAGGAUCUUGUCGGUUUUGAUGAUCAGCAUAUCUGAUGUUAUCUCACAGAGUUUUCGAGAUCGAUUACUACACAAGGCUGAACAGCUCUUGGAAGAAAAGGAUGAAGUCCACUUCAACUAUGCCAGAAGAAUACUACAGUUUCUUCAAAAUGUUAAACUGAGAUAUCAUCCAUUGGUAGAAAAAUGCAACAAGAUUUUCCUUAAAAGUGCCUCCUGUCUUGAUAUACACAGUAUUAGUCUUAUUUUUGGACUGUAUGAGCAUCUGGGUUUUGACAAUGCUGAAUUCCGCUUGGUUGCUAAACAGUUGCUGUCUGAAACUAUAGAUGAUUAUCAUGAUCCUGAAACCUUUGCAAAAUUAUUUUUUACUCUUGGGCCUAUGGCAGGAUCCAAGGUAAGAGAAAGGUUGCUAGUAACUGCAGUGCACAUGGCAGAAGAAUUUAGCAGUCACCAAGUAUUGGUAAUACUGAAGACGAUGCAGAAAAUGAAAUGCAGAAAUUCUCAUCUACUUAAAAAAAUGGCUUCAGUUCUGCACAAACACUUGGAUAGCUAUCAUGUACUACAGUUGGUAAAGUUAACACAGGACUUGGUGGUGUUGCGUUGCCACAAUCUGGAGCUAUUUGCCAAACUAAAAAUGUUACUAUUCGGUUUUUUAAAAUCUAAUGUCAUACCUGCUGAAACUGCUGCAAUAAUUCGUGUUCUGGCUAUGCUUCCUUCCUUUCAAGUGGAGGAAAUCAUUAUAAACAAAGCAGCAGCAGUUCUGCCUCAAUGCAGGCUCCAUCAUUUGAAUUGCAUUGCUACAGCUCUUGUCAAAUGGAAUCAUUAUGACCGGUUGCAAUGGCAAAACAGUUCUGAGCUAUGCGUAAAGCUUCUUCAAAAACUAAAUGACUAUGGAUUUGAGAGGCUUCAGAAAGCCAACAACUUAAAUCUGCUGUUGGAAGAACUUGUGUAUGUGAAUGGAGAAUGGUUUGAAGAAGUCCUCAAUGAAGAAACUAUGGCCACAUGCCAACGCUUGAUAGACCAAAUAACAUGGGCAAAUGUAUUACAGUUGUCUCUCUUUCUCAUGAAAACAAACCACCGUUGUCCUUCAUUACUUGACAAAAUAGCUUCUGUGACUGUUGAAAAUAUAGACAAGAUCCACCCCUUUGAAAUCUAUUUUAUUCUCCUCCUUUUCUCUGCUAUGAAUUAUGACCCUCCUGCAAAUGAAAAGUUCUUUGAAACUUGUAUCCAACAUCUUACUUCCAACUUGAGUUGUUUUGAAACUCACCACCUGGUGCUGCUUGGUCAUGUUUUGGCAGUGGCUGGGUAUUUUCCUCCAGUUUUGAUAAAGGGAAUAUUUAAUAUUUCUUUCCUAAGCAAACUGGAUGCGCAACUUGAAGUCCUGCCUGAUACCGUAAAGCAGAGGGUCCGCUCCCGCCUCAUGAAAUUGAACAGAGCAGUCUGUCUGGAAUGCCCAGAGUUUCACAUCCCUUGGUUUCAUGAGCACUACUGCCAGCGUGUCUUCCGUAACAGCAGUAGCCGAAGAAAUCCGCUGCGACAGCAUGUUCACAGAAUGCUGACAGAGAUCUUGGGAGGGAGCAAUUAUGCAAGAAUAUCUGUUCUCACACCGUACUACUAUGAAAUAGAUUUUGAGUGCAUUCUGGAUGAAAAUAAAAAGCCUCUUUCCUAUAUGGCUCAGAAUAUACCUUUGGAUGAUGUGGAGGGAAUACACUUGAGACAUGACAUCAAAGACGAAGGGAGACAGGCUCUGCCACCAGGAGCUCAGAGAAUUGCUUUGGAAUUUCUUGAUUCAAAAGCUUUUAGCAAAAAUUCACGUCACCCGAAAGGAGAAACUGCACUGAAAAAACGACACCUGGAAAUGCUGGGGUACCGGGUAGUUCAGAUUCCUCAUUUCGAAUGGAAUUCUAUGGUUCUGUCAACAAAAGGUGAACAACUAGCAUAUCUGAGGAAGCAUCUGUAUGGAAUACAGUGA
Charadrius vociferus (killdeer) is the source of this 2496-nucleotide messenger RNA. RefSeq names its product FAST kinase domains 1 (gene FASTKD1). The transcript has 14 exons. Gene Ontology annotation, cellular component: mitochondrial matrix; ribonucleoprotein granule. NCBI's taxonomy places the organism in Eukaryota, Metazoa, Chordata, Aves, Charadriiformes, Charadriidae. The record is from RefSeq and is a predicted model, not a curated record. Bases 1 to 2496 code for a protein of 831 amino acids. Gene Ontology annotation, molecular function: RNA binding. Gene Ontology annotation, biological process: mitochondrial RNA processing; regulation of mitochondrial mRNA stability.